Scatophagus argus is the source of this 3813-nucleotide messenger RNA. RefSeq names its product protein phosphatase 1, regulatory (inhibitor) subunit 11 (gene ppp1r11). Gene Ontology annotation, cellular component: nucleus. Gene Ontology annotation, molecular function: protein serine/threonine phosphatase inhibitor activity; protein phosphatase 1 binding. The coding region runs from base 176 to 544 and encodes 122 amino acids. Lineage: Eukaryota; Metazoa; Chordata; Actinopteri; Scatophagidae. The record is from RefSeq and is a predicted model, not a curated record. The transcript has 4 exons.
GAUAACACUUCCGUUUUGAGUCUGGCAACUUAUUUUGCACCUUGACUAUGUGUUAGUCACAUCACCAAAGUAUUCAAAGCUUCUCGUCGGGUCAACAGCCUUCAAUUUUAAUACAAUCUGUUAUUGAAAUAACCCAGCUAACGUUAACAGUAGCGUUAGCAAAGCAGCUCCAGGUAUGGCGGAGGUUCCUGGGACAUCAAGCGAGACUAUAACAGAGACUGUUCAGACUAGCACACCGCCGCCGCCCCAACAGGAGGGACGAAGCCUGACAAUCAAGUUGAGGAAGAGGAAGACUGAGAAGAAGGUGGAGUGGUCCAGUGACACUGUGGACAAUGAACACCUGGGAAGAAGGUCUUCAAAAUGUUGCUGUAUUUAUGAGAAGCCCCGACAGUUUGGAGAGUCAUCAUCUGAAAGUGAGGGAGAUGAUGAUGAAGGCUGUGGCAGUGCUCACUGUAUUCUGGGCCACGGCAGGAGAGACCAUGGACAGAGGGGAGGUGGGGGUACCACAGUGCCCCCAAAUUCUGGAGGGUCACAUAGCCAUUAAUGAGCACUGCAGGCUGAUUGUGGGCUUCUCACCACCACAAAACUGCACUCUGUUUUCUUAGUUUAGUUCCAUCACUGAUGUAGACAGGCCUGAUGCUGAGUUCCAGCAGCUGGAGCUCAGUUGCAACCUCUCUCCACUGCUGCUCUGACAAAACUCAUAGCAACAUAGAUUACUGAAUCAACCUAACUGAAAAUUUUGUUCCUUUUCCAACAGCUAAAGCAGGUUUUCUAAUGUGCCAAGUAACAUGAUGAGCUUGGAAUGACAAGAACUGCACAUGUUUAAUCCUUCAACAUAUUUAAAGACAUGCAGUGCUGUUAACAGAAUUGGACAAUACAAGUGUUUUUUGCAUGUUUUAACCUGAUUUUAGCCAUUUUACUAUAAAUCACAUUCAUGUAAGUUACAUAACUUCAGACUAUUUUCAAGCUUGUGAUAGUGUUGAAAAACUUCAGAUGUUCAAAAAUUUUAGGUUCAUCCUAUAGUAAAAUGAGUGGAAGCAACAGUUGCUUGUUAAAAGCACUUUGGAAAAUGGUAAUUGGCAAUAAGGUUGAUGACCAGUGAUUUUCCAUGAAUUAGUUAAAUAAAUAAAGGCAUCGUAAUGAGAUCACUGCAGAGCUGAGAAACCAUUUGCCAGACUCCAUGCUUUUAAUUCCAACAGGAGAUGCAGUCAUGUUGCACUUUCCCCAGCAGCAUAUCAGACUUUGUAACUGUCCAGCUCCUCUGGAUCGCAGCAUUGCAGCACCAUGUCAGGUAUAUUUUGUUUGUUUGUGUAUUUAACUUUUGACAAAGUGGGCAAGUUAAUUGUAUAUAAUGGAGCUCACUGUUUAUUUGCUGCUCUCAAUUCUGCAUAUGCUGAUACUUGAUAUGCAGUUGAUUAAGUCUAUAGUGACAUUGUAAUUACAAACUGAUAUGUAAGAAAUGGAAUUAGGAAAAGACUGAAAACUUACAUUGUCAAGUAUUUGCUGUUUCUGAGACCAUUUUUAGAUACUGCCGACAAUACUGAGACACAUGCUGUCAGAAUAUAUCCUAUUUGCACCAUCAGUACAUUGCAUUAAAUCUAAGGAACCGGUACUAUAUAACCCAGCCCUGGCAUUUAUUGUUCAUUUGUGAAUAACUUCAUUAAUUUGAUUUAACCCAAUUGCCUGGAAUUUUCAGUUUUUCAUAUGUGUUUUAAAGCUAUCUAAAACUGUUGUCAAGACCUAAAACCCAUUCUACAACUUUACCAGUCUUCUGUUGCCCCUGUCCCAACUUGUUUGAAAUGUACUUCUGGCAAAUUUACUAAAAUUUAAGAUGAAGAGGUGAAACAAUAAAUAUAUUGUCUUUGGACUGUUUUCAGUUAAGUAUAUGUCAAAAAGGAAUUUCAAAUAAUCACCUAACAUGACGUAUGAUUUUCAGUUCUUCCAAGCUAACCUAAAUUUUAUGUGGGGCUGAUGAGAUGAUGAUCAAUAAAUCCUUUAAUUCAAACUUGGAAAAUUUUAAACACAUUCACUGUUAAAUGAACUAUUAAAGUGGACCUCAUACAUAAUCUCACAUUUCCUGGAAAAAACUGACUAAAGGCAAAGAGUGACUGUUCAGUUGUUACACCUCCAAUGUAUCUAUAGAAAAUUUUGCAGUUUAAAUAGAAUUUUUCUUUAAAGGUCAACCCAGUUUUCCCCAUAAUCAGUACCACAUUACAACAUCUGACUAGAAAACCUCUUUGAAAUCUUUUGAAAUCUUUUGGUGGCAUAACCAUAGUUUAAUUCACAAUAAUUCAAUACAAAAAGUACAGGUAUGUAUGCAUGCAAAAAAUACAAUAGAACUGAAUCAUUACAUUAAAAAAUAAAUAACUGCUAAAGAUUUGGUUUUAAUGACUAUGAGCAAAAAAGACAAAGUUAACUUCUUGUAUUAAAACAAUGAAAUCACAAAAUAUGGCACUGAAAUGUAUAAAGAUAUGUAUAAAUUGUAACACUUGGUUUUAAGCAGUUCAUAUUUUACAAAUGUCAGUCAGGUGACUGAACAGAGUUGACAAAUGAGUGCCUUUGGCUAUCUGGUUUAAUUGUACAUACAGACUGAUUAAUCAGCCAGGCCAAGAUUAGUGGAUAUAUUCUCAUACAUAUUGGAUAACAUGUUCAGCUGAUAAAAUACUGGUAUCAGUAUUGGACUCAAAAAAGUCUAGUAUAAUUUUGACUGUAGUGAAACCAUGUUUGAAGGUGAGGAACAUUACCAUUCUAUAGCCAUAACACCAUGCCAGCCAUUAAUAGUUGUAGUGAUUCUACUCUUGGACUAGUACUAGUAAUAGUUUGCUGUGAUGAGAUAACCUCAUUUAAGAUUGAAAGUUCUGUUCCCUGUCUAUAUUGGAAGAACUGAAUUAGCUGGGUGAGAAUACCUGGAUUAUUUAAUCUGGUCUAUUUCUGUGUCUGGAAACAAAACUCUAGACAACAUAGACUUGUAGUUUAGUCAGUAAUUUGAGUCCAAAGGCUGUCAUUAAAGUUGUCACCUCAUCAGCCAGAUACUUUUUUUGACAGAGUUGUAAUUGCCAGUUUUGAGCUAAUGACUGAUGAAAGAUUUAUGUCAUGUAAUUUUCUGACACAGUUUGAUUUGAUGAAACCUCAUCAACAGGAGGGUGUUGAUAUUUUCAACCUUUAAAUCCUCAGCUGGUUUUCAUUGGCUUGAUUGAUUUUUAGAUGAAUCCAGUAUAUCCACUGGACAAUCAUAAAAUUAUUACCUUUUUGCAGCACUCAUUUAACUCUUUGGAUAAAGAACUGUAGGUUUCCUUUAAAAAUUUGCAUGCAUGUCAGCUAUGAAAAAAUAAUUUCACUCUAUUUAAAGACAGUAGGUUUUUGUGCUUUUGCUGCUAUGCUAUGCAGUGACAAACACGUUUGUUGAUCAGGUAAAACCAAUAGAACUACAGUGUUCUAUGGUUGAAGGUCAUGACCAUGUUGUUCAUAUGUAGCUAGAUCACAGCUAAUGUGGCGUACAGGAAAGGAGAGGGGAAGGUGCUUAACUGCUGGCCCAAGGUUUGCAUUCAUGUCUUCGGUAUGACCAAACGUCACCAGAUGCAGGCUUCAUCACCCUCAUCCAGUUGCAGACUAUGUUUGGUAUGUGACAGUGGUGAUGUAUGCUCAGUUUUUUUAUGUCACCAAUUUAUGUACUGUCUAUACACAUUGACAUUGUUACAUAGUACAUUGUUCUUGUACUGUAGUGCACCCUUCUGUAUAUAGUACAGAAAUAUACUAUAGCAUAAUGAGAGCAGAUUUAAUGUGAAAUAAAGUUUUGAACGGUGAUUAAACUUA